AUGAGCGACCCCGUGGAAGCCACGAUUGAGGUCAUUGACAAUGCCAACGGCACACUCAACUGCCUCGACGGCGCGCGGACAGCGGUCUACGCUGCGAGUGCCCACUACCGCGGCCAGUCGAGUCUUCACUUUACCAAGCACCAGAUUGCCGUGGACCUGCACGAAGACGGCGCGUUGCUGGGCUUCCCUGUGGACCGCACGUUUGUGCUCAAUGGCCCGACCAUUGACGCGAGUCUGCUGCGGAACCACUUGGCGCACUGGAUGUUCCGCGGCACGGACCGCUACUCGCCUCGAAGCCGUCACGCUGUUGUGUUUGUACGGGACCGCCUGAGUGCGGACGACUGGAGUCCGCGAUACCGUGGGAUCUACUUGGCGCUCGAGAAGAUCGCGUACACGCGCAACCGCGUGGCAUUGGCGCCGCUCAAUAGUGCGUGCCAGACCACGGACGAACUCUCGGGAGGCUGGGCGUGGCAGAACAACCCACUGGGGUACGGCGACUACUCGCCGAACAUUGUGCUGGACGAUGCCACGGGGCUCUUUGGCUCGGGCGCUCGACCCGUCUUGACGUACCCCGAAGCCAAUGUGCUUACCCAAACGAUGCGGGACUACUUUGUGUCGCCCGAGACGGGACCGCUGCCUCGGCUGUAUCAGUACUUGUACGCCAAUAUGACGCACCCGGAUGGACUCGAAGAGCACAUUGACAUUGGCUCGUUCGUCGACUACUUCCUGCACUCGGAGUUGUCCGAGAACUCGGACGCGUAUCGUCGCAGCACGUACUUUUUUAAGGACCGUAGCCAGCCCAUCAAUGCUGGUCCUGUCUGGGAUUUCAACUUGGCGUACGGACGAGGCGGCCGCCAAACGACUUGGUUGUACACUGGCCAUACCUUCUGGAAGCGUCUGGUGUGCAAUUACAAGUUCGCGUCGCUUGUGCAGCAGCGAUGGGCCAAGCUGCGCGCGACCACGUGGAGUGACGAAUCCAUCCACUUGUUUCUCCAAGCAAGUGCCGAGCCGCUUCGUCGGCAGUUGAAGCACUGCAGCGCGUGGAAGAGCGAUAACCUGCAGUGUGCGAAUGUCAAUGCGAAUGCAAGGGGGACGUUUGACGAUGCCGUGGCUGAUCUAGUCAACGCUGUUCUAGCGCGUGCUCAAUGGAUGGACUCGAACGUGGCGGGGUUCUACAAAACACUGGAUCCUGAAGUUUGUGUCGGUGCUGGCGAACUGCCAGCAUACAAUUGCGCUGCCGACGGCGAUGACAAAGGAUGUCUAUCGAACCCCGCCGCGUAUAGCGACGCUGUCGCGUUCCCAGAGCCCCGCAAGUCGGUGGCUGCAAAGACGUGCGAUGCAUCGAAGUUCUCGGCUGCUAGUGGAGCAAAGAUGGAGGAGCCAACGCUUGACCCGUGCUGGCUGUCGGCGGGCGUUUACAUCACGGAUGGCUCGAUUACGCCAUUCUGCGGUGGCUACGGGUUUUGUCCGGAAGGACCAGGAGCGAAAUGCACGUGCACGAGCGGCCGCCGCCCACCCACUUGUGCUCGUCACGACGAUGUCAUUGUGCCUCAUGGUGGACUAUUCGGGAGCGACGUGGUGAAGCAGGAAUCGCUGGUCAGCAACUCGGUCGAUGCUGUGUUGGAAGAGAACACGUACUGGACGUCUCCGCUCUUCUUCUUGUGCGCCGUGUCUGCGAUGGUGCUCGGAGCAGUCUUGAGGGUCCGCCAACGUCGUCGCAACCGCCACUACUCUCGCUUGCGCGAAGCAAUUGCUACUGGUUCAGGGAGCGAUUGUGACGGUCGCGGACUGUCCUACGGCACAUCGUAA
Hyaloperonospora brassicae is the source of this 1809-nucleotide messenger RNA. Lineage: Eukaryota; Oomycota; Peronosporomycetes; Peronosporales; Peronosporaceae. The record is from the annotation of a GenBank genome assembly.